AUGGGUGUCGACGCCGAGGAAUUGAUCCUCAAUCCUUUUCAGGAAGUUGUCGAUCGAGGAAAGGAGGCGGUCUCUAACGCGGAAAGUGCUGCAGGUGAGGAUGCCGAGCUCUCACGACUUAUGGCCAAGGCCGGAGUGGCUGUCGUCAGGGAAGGCGAGCGGGCCUUGAAGAGGUUGCAGCCUCUCUGGGACGGCCAGGUCGAAAAGUACGGCGAUGCAUUCAAAGACAGCCUGAGCCAGAAUGCCGCCAUCGAGGAGAAGCGGCGCAAGCUGGACGAUCUGCUCUACGACUUCGAAGACUAUGCCGAGCCAGAUACAUUCGAGCCGGAGCGCUUCACCGAGUUGCAGGCAGCUACUAAGUCGCUCGCCAUGGACGUGAUCGACAUCAUCAAGAAGAUGAAGCUUGACACGCCCAUCACUCCGCCCUACUCGCCGCCACCGCCCUCCAAGUUCCCGCCCCUUCCUCCCCUACCUCCGCUGCCCCUGAAGAGCCCAUCGCGAGCGGGACACGGGCCAAAGUCUCCAAGGCCACCAACGCCGCCAGGGAGGAAAGGAGGCCGUGCAGCGACGCCAUCAGCACUUGCCCCUCUGCCUCCGUCAGGCACGCCUUCUCCAGACCGCACUGAACAGAGCACACCCGUGCCGCCGCCCGACGCAUCCGAGGCGCCAGUUCCAGUAUCCCGUGUCAGACUGCCGCCUGCCAAGCGUGACCUCGCGAGACUGAAUACGGGCUCCCAGCGCAGUCUGAGGAGCAAUGGCACAGCACACUCGCGGGCGUCCAGUGCCUUCAGUGUUGGUAGCCUGCCUCCACCAGCUUACACAGCAGACGGUGAGGCGCCUCCUGUUCCGCAGAUAACUCAUAACACCGCAUAUGAUCGGCCAGAGAGCCGAGCAUCGUCGAGUCUGGGCAUACAUAGCACCCAAACGCCGUAUCAGACCACUCUUGUCCGUCAGCCCAGCCUGACGACAACAGACGCAAGCAGCACCGCCGAGAUACCCGAAUUCCCCAUGCCGCAGCCACAAACCGGCACGAGGACAACCGCCUGGGUGAGCGACCAAGUUGGAGUAUCAAAUCCACGAUACCACGGACACCGUCCACCCUCACGCUUCGAGCCGCACUCCCUACAGGCAAUCCAAAGCCUUCAGCAGACGACCAUCCCGGAAGACCACGCCGUAAACGCAAGCGUGCCCUCCAGGAGGACAGGGCAUUCAUUCAUAAACUUCGACACCGCACUGACGCCCAUUAUAUCGGAGCUGAGCAGGUUCGGCGUCGACGACUCGGCCGACACCAGCCCCUCCGUGGGCCCCAAUAGUCCCGAGACAACCCGGAGCGCGACGCUGAGCCACGCCACCAGCAUGUCAUCGAUCCAGACCGGCCCGGCCCACAGCACAAAGGCCUUCAACGGUGGCAGGACACCCAUCACACCGGGUGACACACCCAGCACCCAGCCCAAAGCCUCCUUCUCACCCAUCUCCCUCCCACCAGCCGCUCUCGAGCACCCAGAGCACCACCGCCUGCCCGACGCGGCCACGCAGGCGCCCGGGCCCUCCUCCGAGGACUGGGCGACACGCACCGUCCUCUCUGUCUCGGACCGCGCCUCGACCGCCAACUUCUCCGCAGGCUCGCAGCAGCCCCGCGAGGCGGACGUGGCCAUGGGCCCGCGAAGCAGCCUGUACGCGCUGGGCGGUUUCUGCCCGGGGGCGCAGCAGUUCCGGACGUCGGGCCACGAGGACGGCGUGCGCAAGCUGGCAGGCCACGUGGCGGGGCAGUCGACGGCGACGGCGCGGUGCGCGGGGUGCUCAUAUGGGCAUGCGUGGUCGGAGCUGGACCUGGACGUGCGCGACAAGUUCCCGCGCGCGACGUUCCCGCGCGCCGGCGGCGUGCUGUUCCGGAUCCGCCUGCUUUACAAGUCACACCUUGGCGCGCCGCGGCCCAGCGAGGCCUUCUACGGCUGCCUGUUCUGCGCGCAGCAGGGCUGUGUCGUGCGCGAGGGCGACGCCACCGUCUUCAAGAGCAGCGAUGACCUCUUCCGCCAUCUGGCCGCGCACCCGCAGCCGCUGCCGGACGUCUCGGGUCUGACUGUGCUGUAUGGCAAGGAGAUCCUUACCACGGACCCUCUGGUCAACGACUUCGACCUGUGGCUCACCGAGCCGCCCCAGCCCGGCGGCGUUCCGCCUGAGGUGGCGCCUGAGGUGGCCAAGCUGCCCGUCGCGACCGCCGUGAAGGGCCAUGUUCAGCGGUACGCGGAGAAGAAACUCCCCAAGCCGGAUGGGAAGAACUCCGACAGCCUUCUCCAGUUCUUCGAGGGCUCGCGGAUUGUUGGGGUCGAGUAUCCAGGGAAGUACGCCGGGAAGUGGUGCACAGGGUGGCACGAUGGGACAUGGGGGUAUUUCCCCGCCAAGAGCAUCGAGCUGGAGAAGCCAAAGCCGGGAAGACUCGACGCACCACCUCUUUUGCACGGCAUCGGGGCAAGUGGAGUGGUCGUGGUGGCGAAGUGGAAGUUCGACCCUGGCGCGGCCGCUAAGGAGGGCUGGCUCGGGUUUGAUAAGGGCGAGAAGCUGACGAAUGUGGGAUGGCCGGUGGACGCGGGCAAGGAGGCAUGGUGUUGGAGCGGGUCGACUUCGAAAGGGAAAUUCGGAGUCUUUCCAAGAAGCCAUGUAGAUGAAUCAUCCCUCAGAGACGACGCCAAUGCUCCGGGCCCGGGAGGUGGUGGUGGCAAGUCGAAGAGAAAAGAGAGCGGUGGCAGGUCGGGGGGAAAGCUGUUCGGUGUGAGGAGGAGACACAGUACGACGUCAAAUAUGAGUGGAGGUUCGGGGGUUAUCGAGAUAAUAUAA
Molecule: messenger RNA, 2835 nt
Organism: Diaporthe amygdali
Lineage: Eukaryota; Fungi; Ascomycota; Sordariomycetes; Diaporthales; Diaporthaceae
Exons: 1
Coding region: 1-2835 (944 amino acids)
Molecular function (GO): protein binding
Source: RefSeq, a predicted model, not a curated record